AUGAAGACCAUCGUAACGAUCGUGCUUCUACUCGCUGUUGCGUCCGUGGUGGAGCUGAAAUCGGAAUCGAAGAAGCAUAAGCGCGGAGUGGCGUUCUUCGGAUCGCCCGAUUUCUUUGGGAUCGUGCCAGCCUUCGCUCCACCAUGGGCUCCUACGGGCUUUGCUGCUUCAGCCUGGAAUCCACCGAUUGCCCCCGAUGUAGCGCUCGCACAGGUCCAAGUUCAAGCCACUCACGAUGUGGCGCUUCAGGCGUUGAAGGAUCCGGCGCCCGGUACGCCCAGCAUCGCGUACCCACCCGAGGUUCUGAGAGCGAUACAGCAGGCAAAAGAGGCGAACCACAAUGUUGCCGUGGCUCAGCACAAAGUUGCAGAGGCGAAGCAAUCCGCGUUGAUUCAGCAGAAAAUUGCAUUGGCAAAGGAAGCGGCGGCGAGGGAAGCUGCCGCAAGGUCGCAUGAGAUUUCGCAGUACGCCGACACUGAGGCUAAAGCCAGCGCUCGACAGCUCGUGGCACUGCAACAGAGAUUAGCAACCCUAAAGGAUGCUGUGGCAGCUGCACAAAGAGUAGCAGCGGCGAGGGAAACCGCCGCAGCUGCGGCAAUCCAAAGAAACGCGGCUAACACCGCCGCGGAAUUGCGAAAGCUGGAUGUUGAUAAGCAAAUUAGUCAGACCGAGCAGGAAGCUAAGGAAAGGGAUGUAUUAGCUGCGAAAGAAAACGCAAUAGCAGCUGCGGUCCAGCAAGCGAGUCUACAGAAACCUGCUCACCAUCCUUGGGGUUGA
This is a messenger RNA of Temnothorax curvispinosus, 777 nucleotides long. RefSeq lists its product as uncharacterized. Bases 1 to 777 code for a protein of 258 amino acids. The transcript is spliced from 5 exons. Lineage: Eukaryota; Metazoa; Arthropoda; Insecta; Hymenoptera; Formicidae. The record is from RefSeq and is a predicted model, not a curated record.